Molecule: messenger RNA, 1593 nt
Organism: Lodderomyces elongisporus
Lineage: Eukaryota; Fungi; Ascomycota; Pichiomycetes; Serinales; Debaryomycetaceae
Gene: ARO9
Product: aromatic-amino-acid:2-oxoglutarate transaminase
Exons: 1
Coding region: 1-1593 (530 amino acids)
Biological process (GO): aromatic amino acid catabolic process; L-tyrosine biosynthetic process
Molecular function (GO): pyridoxal phosphate binding; aromatic-amino-acid:2-oxoglutarate transaminase activity; L-2-aminoadipate:2-oxoglutarate transaminase activity
Source: RefSeq, a predicted model, not a curated record
AUGGCAAAAUCUAUCGAGCAAUUAAUAUCCAAAAGAGCUAAGGGGCGUACUUCCUCUCACUUUACUAAUGGUCCUUCAGAGGCACCGCCAGCUGGGUUCAAGCCACAUCCAAAACCAUUGUUGUUAUCGUAUGGUACGCCAAACAAUGGGUUUUUUCCUAUAGAUUCACUCGAUAUCAAUUUGGUCAAUUUUCCAUUUGAACAUCUUGACAAAUACAAUCUGCCACAAGACUCAUUGCAAAAAUUGUCCAUUUCCAUCAAAAAUGGCAAUGACACCAAUGGCCAAAGCAGCAAGAACAUCGAUAAAGAAAAAGAGGAGUUUCCAACAUUUCAAGUAACAAGACAUUUCGACGACCCAAACUUGACCGAUUUGUCAACUGGUUUACAAUAUGCUGCUGUCGAGGGACAUGCACCUUUGCUUGAGUUUACCAAAAAUUUCAUCACUAGAGCUCACAAACCUGCAAACGACGAAUGGGGACUGAUUAUCACUACCGGUGCCAGUGAUGGCUUAAACAAGGCAGUAGACGCUGUUUUGGAUAACGGUGACGUCAUCUUGAUUGAAGAAUUCACCUUUACCCCAUUCCUUCGCUUUGUUGAUAAUGCCGGUGCCAUUCCAAUACCUGUCAAAAUUGCCUUGAGCAGUGACUCAAAUGGACUUGACUUGGAUCAUUUGCAAAGUUUAUUGGAAAACUGGCAGGUCCAUCACAAGGAUUUACCCAAGCCAAAGGCAUUGUACACCAUUGCCACGGGACAAAACCCCACAGGUUUCACCCAAUCUGUGGAGUUUAGAAAAAAAGUAUACCUGCUCGCGCAAAAGCACGAUUUAAUAAUUAUCGAAGACGAUCCUUAUGGAUAUUUGACCUUGCCCAAAUAUGAAGCGCCAUCAAAAGAUGGUUUUGAAACUCCAUUUAGACGUGAACUGGCAAAACUUGCAAAGCAAUUGACCAUUGAUGAGUAUUUAAAAGAUCACCUCACACCCUCGUAUUUAGAGCUCGAUUUAGAUGGCAGAGUUAUUAGAGUCGAAACAUUUUCCAAAUUGUUUGCUCCAGGUUUGAGAUUGGGAUUCAUUAUAGCUCAUCAAAAGAUAAUCAACGUAAUCAAAAACUAUGCUGAAGUCAUCAAUAGAGGCGCUUCAGGUGUAGCACAAUUGAUUGUUAAUGAUGUUAUCCAGGGAAAACUAGGCGGAGUAGAUGGUUGGCUCAAUUGGAUCUUGAAGAUGAGAGCUACAUAUCUGCUUAGAAAAGACUUGCUUGUACACACAAUUCUCCAAUCUGAGGCGUAUAAACAAGGUUUGGUGGAUAUAAUUGACCCCAAGGCAGGAAUGUUUGUUACUUUCAAAAUAAAGUUUCUUGAUGGUAGACCAGAGGACGAAAUCGUUGACAAAGUCCAACAAUUAUUCUGGAAGAUUAUUAGCUACGGAGUCUCUGUCGUGCCUGGUAACAAGAUGACAGUUGAUGCCAAGUUCAGUGCCAGUAGAAGCAAUUUCUUUAGGUUGUGUUAUGCCCCAGCUAAUAACGACGAAGAUUUGGUUGAAAGUGGCAAGAGAUUAACAGAAGCAGUGCUCGAAUUUUACAAAAAUGGUGAGAAAUUUUAA